AUGGCCGGCUCCGAUCACUUCCUCACUCUGUCCUGCCCGGAUAAGGCAGGCAUCGUGUACGCCGUCACAGGCCUGCUUGCGAAGGAGAACCUCACUAUCCUCGACCUGCAGCAGUUCUCCGACCCGGCGUCGAAGACCUUCUUCAUGCGCGUGCACUUUGGCCACGCGACCGAGCUGUCUGCUCUGCAGACAUCUAUGGCCGAGCUCGCAAAGGAGAUGAGCAUGACCUACGACAUCCGCUCGGUCGACACCAAGCCCAAAGUCCUGAUCAUGGUGUCCAAGAUCGGGCACUGCCUGAACGACCUCCUGUUCCGCGUCAAGUCCGGCCAGCUGAAGGUCGAGGUCCCGGUCAUUGUGUCCAACCACCCCGAGUUCGCAGACAUGGCCAAGUCGCACGGCAUCGAGUUCCACCAUCUCCCCGUCACCAAGGACACCAAGACCCAGCAGGAGACCCAGAUCCUCGAGCUCAUCAAGAAGCACAACAUCGACCUUGUCGUGCUGGCGCGGUACAUGCAGGUCCUGUCUCCCCGCCUGUGCACCGAGAUGUCCGGCAAGAUCAUCAACAUCCACCACUCGUUCCUGCCGUCGUUCAAGGGCGCAAAGCCCUACCACCAGGCGUAUGAGCGCGGCGUGAAGAUAAUCGGCGCGACUGCGCACUUUGUGACGGCCGACUUGGACGAGGGCCCGAUCAUCGAGCAGCGCAUUGCGCGCGUCGACCACGCGCUGAGCCCGAACGAGCUGGUCGUCGAGGGCAGCAACGUCGAGAGCCAGGUGCUCGCCGCCGCCGUCAAGUGGUGGAGCGAGAAGCGCGUGUUCCUGAACGGCGCCAAGACCGUGGUGUUCAACUAG
Messenger RNA from Boeremia exigua, 849 nucleotides. RefSeq names its product formyl transferase. The coding region runs from base 1 to 849 and encodes 282 amino acids. NCBI's taxonomy places the organism in Eukaryota, Fungi, Ascomycota, Dothideomycetes, Pleosporales, Didymellaceae. Gene Ontology annotation, biological process: 'de novo' IMP biosynthetic process. The record is from RefSeq and is a predicted model, not a curated record. Gene Ontology annotation, molecular function: formyltetrahydrofolate deformylase activity. The transcript has a single exon.